Messenger RNA from Helicoverpa zea (corn earworm), 3535 nucleotides. RefSeq lists its product as uncharacterized. The record is from RefSeq and is a predicted model, not a curated record. Lineage: Eukaryota; Metazoa; Arthropoda; Insecta; Lepidoptera; Noctuidae. Bases 541 to 3177 code for a protein of 878 amino acids. The transcript is spliced from 2 exons.
UAUCUUUUUUUUCAAUAAACUUUACAAAUAACCUAUUUAUCACUUAAAACUAAAUGUUUUCUACGUGGUCACUAAAAUUUAUUGCAGAAAUGUACGUAAUUAAGUCACAAUAAGCUCUAAUAUAAGAAAAAUAUCUCUCCCCUGGUCUGUCCCCCAACCGACUUUAUUUGUAUAUCAGUAAUUAUGAAUGUAUUAAAAUUCAAUAAUCAUUUAAAAUUCUUUAAUUUCAUAAGUACAGUAAACUUAGUAAUAGUAUCUUACAAGUAAAAGUGCUUUUAUUCCAAUUCUUUAAAAAAAAUAUGAACACUGAAAUUUGUCCAACGUGUUUCGUGUCUCGUCCCCUGGUCUUUUGUUUUCGUUCAAAAAUCAGUUUUGCUCUUCUAGUCUGUGGAAGUUGUGACCUUGGACGCAUAGUAUGUAACGUGAAGUUAGCAGCAAACGGCGCAUAAGCAACUGCGCCGCCAUUAUUGUCGGCCAUUUCGACCACGCCACUCGCUGGGUGCAGAAGUGUUCGAGUGAAUGCAGUCUUUCCUCUGAAAAAUGGCACCUCGAAAAAAAAUGACGCGUGAAGAACGGCUUGAAAAGAAGAGGAUAGCAGAACGAUUACGUUAUCAAAGAAUUAAAAAUGACCCGGAUAAGUACGCCCAACAAAGAGUUAAGGAAAGGGAAAAAUAUGAGAAGAAGAAAGAUAAAGGAACUAUUAAGACUGUGAACCAAAUGACACCCAGAGAGCAGCGGAAGGCUAGAAAAAUAUGGAGAGAAAAAGCAAAAAUUCGUAGAAGACGUUUAGCACUCCAAGAUAUAAGUAAUUCUUUUGUAACACCACCAUGUUCAGACGAUGAAGGCCCACCGCCUCCUCAAAAUAUAAACAGGCGAAAGCAGGCAGCACAGCAAAAGGCAGCUCGAGCAAGACAAGCAAGAAACCUAAAAAUAAAAAAACAAGCGGAAGAAAUAGCUAAACUUAAAUCUGCAGUCCAACGCUACAAAAAACAAGUACAACGGAUGAAAAAACCACCUCUUAUCACACCCAACACUAAAGUAAAUUCACUAGUAAGUGCAGUAAGUGCAGCCGACAAAGAAACUAUAAAGAAGAAACUACUUUUCAGUGAAGUUGUUACCCAACAACUUAAUGAAAAUUUUUCAAAUCUCACCACUAAUCAAGAAAAAAGAGUCUUCAGGAGAGUGUUAAGCGGGAAAAUAGUAAAAAAGUAUGAUGUUUUGUCGAAAGAAAUGAAAAUGAAACCUUUAAGUAACAUAAGCAAGAAAUCAAGACUGUUAGAUAUAGAACGCAGCUCAAGAAUAAACUGUGAGAAAUUGAAGACGAGCAUAGCCAAAUUUAUGGAAGAUGAGUCAAGCAGUAGACUUUGUGCAGGAAAAAAAGACUUUAUAACGAAAAAGGGCGAGCGUAAGCAAAAACGAGUUAUGCUAGAUACUUUACUCAACUUGCACAAACGUUUUGUGGAAAAGACACACAUGAAAAUAUCCUACGCAAUGUUUUGCAACCUCCGACCAUUUUGGGUCGUCCAACCACGCUGUGACAAUCGUAACACUUGCAUGUGUGUUACCCACAGCAAUAUAGAUUUAACACUUAAGUCACUUUACAAUGCUAAGCUAAUAUCUGUCUCUAACCACGUGGAUCUUCUCAAUAAAGUUUGCUGCAAUAGAUUCAAUGAAAAAUGUUUAUCACGCGAGUGCAAGGCGUGUUUAAACAAAGGGCUCCAUUACAAGGAAUUCGACAACUCGAUUCCACUAUUUUACAGCAAGUGGCAAAGUGUACGCCAAGAUAUUGUCGAUUUAAAAAAUAAAAAACCACGGACUGUAACGAAAUGCGUUAAAACCACACUACAGAUUCAACCAAGGGACUUAAUUUUGGAUUUGGAAUCAAAGAUGGACAAGUUUUUGAAUCACGAACUAAACAUAGUGCACCAAUACCAAGCUAUAAAAACGAAAAAAGAGUCCCUUACUGAGUCGGAAGCAAUAAUACAUGUAGAUUUCAGUGAAAAUUAUCUCACAAAAUACUCUGAAGAAGUACAAUCCUUCCAUUUCGGAGGAUCGAGACAGCAAAUAAGUAUGCACACUGUUGUAGUGUACACUAAAGACGUCGAUCAAGAGUUAAAAAUCGAUUGUUAUUGCACUUUGUCACAAAAUUUAUCGCACUCACCUCCUGCAAUUUGGGCCCAUUUACAACCCGUACUUGACCGUCUGCCGGCUACUGUUACGAAUUUACAUUUCUUGAGCGAUGGGCCGGUCACCCAAUAUCGUAACAAAAUUAUGUUCAAGGUUUUGGCCACAAUGUUGGAUGUUUUCUACCCCAGGCUUCAAAAUUUCACGUGGAAUUUCCAUGAAGCAGGUCACGGUAAGGGAGCUCCUGAUGGAGUGGGUGCAACUUGCAAGAGAACUGCUGAUCGACUAGUUGCGAGUGGCACCGAUAUUUCAUCAAUAGAUGACUUAGCCAAAGCCCUUGAGAAAACCUGUCCAAAUAUUAAAGUUUUCACAAUAGAUGACUCAGAAAUAACUGAAAAAACAGAAAGAUUGGGAUCUACUGAUGGUAUAAAGACUUUUUCAGGAACACUAAAGGUUCACCAAGUUACCGGUUGCGUAUUCGUACCCAAUUGUCUAAUAUUGAAAAGUUUGAGCUGCUUCUGUGACUCUGAGUUAUGUCGUCAUUUUCAGUUGGGUACUUUGGAUUAUCCACAAACACAUGCUGAAUUUCGUCUACAUGUUGAUGAUGUAUACGGAGCUAGCGAUUCAGAUGAUGAGCCACUAAUUCAAAUUGCAUAUCAAAAACGUAUGAAGAAGCCUCAAGAAAUACAAGUUUCUGUACCUACCACAAGCAAUAUAACCAGAAUGCACAAAGAAGAUCCAAAGCCCUCAACAUCUGGAAAAAAAACAUUCUGCAAUGGGGACUUUGUGCUGGUUAAACUUCAAGAUAGAAAAACAGAAUAUCGUUAUGUUGCAAUGUGCACAGGUGUUGAAGAAAGUAAUGAAGUUCAAGUUGUAUUUUGUAAAAUCUGUGAUGAAACUGGAAAGAACUUUAAAAUUAAUGAUGACGAUAUUUCUUUCAUCACCUGGGAUCAGGUUAUAAAAGAACUACCUGCCCCUGACUUAAAAAUGAAGGGGCAGCGUAUUUUUUACGCUUUUAAUGAAUCCGUUGAUGUCUUCGAACGCGGCUUUUAGAAAAAAAAGUAUUUUUUAGUUACCUUUAAAAGUUUUUAAUGUUUUUAUAGCUUAAGCACAAGCAUAGUUUAAUACUGUUAUUUAAAAGAGUAUUUUUAGUUUUUGUUUCUUUUUAUUUAAUUAUUGCCUAUUGAUAGAAAAGUUAUAUAUUUAUAGGUAGUUUUGUUUUGAUAGACAAGAAAAAUACAUCUUUUUCAAAUUGUUUUUGUAGCUUAAGCACAAGCACAGUUUAAUACUGUUAUUCAAAAGAGAUUUUUUUGUUUUUGUUUCUUUUUAUUACUGUUUUUCAUGUUUUGUACCUAGCACAUAGGAAGCAUUUAAUUUUAUAAACAAAGAAGACUGCUAAGAAAUGAAAAGU